Messenger RNA from Pongo pygmaeus (Bornean orangutan), 6052 nucleotides. RefSeq names its product PWWP domain containing 2A (gene PWWP2A). Gene Ontology annotation, molecular function: chromatin binding. Bases 2044 to 3660 code for a protein of 538 amino acids. Lineage: Eukaryota; Metazoa; Chordata; Mammalia; Primates; Hominidae. The record is from RefSeq and is a predicted model, not a curated record. The transcript has 3 exons. Gene Ontology annotation, cellular component: nucleus; chromocenter.
GAGUCUCCCCCUGUCACCCAGGCUGGAGUACAGUGACAUGAUCUCAGCUCACUGCAUCCUCUGUCACCCUGGGUUCAAGUGAUUCUCCUGCUUCAGCCUCCUGAGUAGCUGGGACUACAGGCGCAUGCCAGCACGCCUGGAUAAUUUUUUGUAUUUUUUAGUAGAGACAGGGUUUCAUCAUAUUGGCCAGGCUGGUCGAACUCCUGACCUCGUGAUCCGCCUCGGCCUCCCAAAGUGCUGGGAUUAUAGGCAUGAGCCACUGCACUUGGCCACACCUGGCUAAUUUUAAAAUUUUUUGUAGAGAUGGGGGUCUUACCAUGUUGCUCAGGCUGGUUGAACUCUUUUUUUUUUUUUUUUUUCUUCCUUGAGACAGAGUCUUGCUCUGUUGCCCAGGCUGGAGUGCAAUGGCACAAUCUUGGCUCACUGCAACGUCGGCCUCCCGGGUUUAAGUGAUUCUUCCGCCUCAGCCUCCCAAGUAGCUGGGAUUACAGGCAUGCUCCACCACGCUGGGCAAAUUUUUGUAUUUUUGUGGAGACGGGGUUUUACCGUGUUGGCCAGGCUGGUCUUUGAAUUCCUGACCUCAGGUGAUCUGCCUGUCUCAGCCUCUGAAAAGUGCUGGGAUUACAGGCGUGAGCCACUGUGCCUGGCCUGAACUCUUUUUUUUUUUUUUUUUUUUUUUUGAGACAGAGUCUCGCUCUGUCACCCAGGCUGGAGUGCAGUAGUGCAGUCUUGGCUCACUGUAACCUCAGUCUCCAGGGUUCAAGGGAUUGUAGUAGAGACGGAGUUUCGCCAUGUUGGCCAGGCGCAUCUCGAACACCUGACCUCAAGUGAUCCUCCCGCUUCGGCCUCCCAAAGUGCUGGGGAUUAGAGGCAUGAGCCACUGCGCCAGGUCUGAACUCUUGGCCUCAAGCCAUCCUCCCAUUUCUACACUCCCAAAGUGUUGGGAUUAUAGGCGUGAGCCCCUGAUACUUUAGACUCUACUAAGCAACUCUAUUCAUCAGUUGCUUUAAAGUAAUUUGUAUCUUACUUGGCCAUUGAAUUCAGCCUCUAGGUAAAAAUUAGGAGCUUUCUGUGAGUGCCCAUUAUAUGCUAGACAUUGUACCUCAUGCUUUAGUUUUUUUAUAACCUUGGUAGUGUUUUUAAUUUACACGGGAGGAAAUGGAGGCUCAUUUAAUUUGGCCAGUUAACUUGUAAGUGGCAAAGCAAGGAUCCAGAUGUAGGUUGAUCCCAUUCUAAAACCUCUGCUUUUUCUGCUUGCAUAUUAGAAAGCUAGUUGGGCUAAGUUUUAGUUUAAGCAGAAAGUAAAGAAUGGCAUGUUUCUGAAAGUUGCAUAUUUCUGAAAGUGAGUGCUUCUCUUGAUUUCAUUGCCUGUGUGGAGAUAAUAUAAAGGAUAUGGGUGUUGGAGCCAAGCAUAUUCUUUAGUUGGGUAACAGCUGUGAAACCUGGCUCUGGAGACUCCACUAGUUCCUUAGCUGAAUACCGGGGAAUACAUAGUAAGCUCUGAAGUUUUGGUUCUUGCCUCUCCAAUGAGAUUAACAUUUGGGAGACUAAAUGUGUAAUGUAUUUGUGCUUUUCUUCAGUCUUCAAAAGGGCUAGUUAUUGCUUUUAUAAAUUUCUUCCAUAUUUUAUGCUUACAUUAUGCAUGGUACAGAAAUAUCUUUGUAAAAUUGGAAGAGCUAUCUACUGUGUGGAAAAGGUGUUUGAGUCUAGAACACAGGAUUUAAUAUAUGUGUGGAUGACUAAGAGUCUGCUUUUGUAAUCAUUUGAAAUGCUUCCCCUCCCUGUUGUAUUAUUAUUUUUUGCAUUAUUUUCAGAUUUAUUUGGUUGGAGAACACAUUUUUGAGGAGAAUCAUUCUGUGAAAAAAAAGGAGCUGGACAUACAUAACUCAAGACAGAAAAGAAAGUGAGACCAUGAAACGUAUGGUGCAAUAGCCCUACUUUUGGUGGGAAAAAUAUACAGCCAUUCUGGUGAAGCAGUUUGGGCCCCAUGGUAUCCCUGUGACAGUAUUUCCCAAAAGGGAAUAUAAGGAUAAACCAGAAGCCAUGCCGCUCCAAAGUAAUACAUUCCAAGAAGGGACAGAAGUCAAGUGUGAAGCAAAUGGUGCUGUUCCUGAUGACCCUUCUCCUGUCCCGCAUCCUGAGCUGAGCUUGGCUGAAAGCCUGUGGACUUCCAAACCACCACCUCUCUUCCAUGAAGGAGCACCUUAUCCUCCCCCUUUGUUUAUCAGGGACACAUAUAACCAAUCAAUACCUCAGCCACCUCCUCGGAAAAUUAAGCGACCCAAACGAAAAAUGUACAGGGAAGAACCCACUUCAAUAAUGAAUGCUAUUAAACUACGACCCAGGCAAGUUCUGUGUGAUAAAUGUAAAAACAGUGUUGUUGCUGAAAAAAAGGAAAUUAGAAAAGGUAGUAGUGCAAGUGACUCUUCUAAAUAUGAAGAUAAAAAACGGAGAAAUGAAAGUGUAACUACUGUGAACAAAAAACUGAAAACUGACCAUAAAGUGGAUGGGAAAAACCAAAACGAAAGCCAGAGAAGAAACGCUGUGGUUAAGGUUUCAAAUAUUGCUCACAGCAGAGGAAGAGUAGUAAAAGUUUCUGCUCAGGCAAAUACAUCAAAAGCUCAGUUAAGUACUAAAAAAGUUCUCCAGAGUAAGAACAUGGAUCAUGCGAAAGCUCGGGAAGUGUUAAAAAUUGCCAAAGAAAAGGCACAAAAGAAGCAAAAUGAAACCUCUACUUCCAAAAAUGCACAUUCAAAAGUCCAUUUCACACGUCGGUAUCAGAAUCCUAGCUCAGGUUCCCUUCCACCCCGGGUUCGUUUAAAACCACAGAGGUACAGGAAUGAAGAAAAUGACUCUUCUCUGAAGACAGGACUUGAGAAAAUGAGGAGUAGCAAGAUGGCACCCAAGCCCCAGUCUCGCUGCACCUCUACCCGCUCAGCAGGUGAGGCCCCUUCAGAAAAUCAGAGUCCCUCAAAAGGCCCUGAAGAGGCCAGCAGUGAGGUUCAGGACACAAAUGAAGUGCAUGUGCCUGGUGAUCAGGAUGAACCACAGACAUUGGGCAAAAAGGGCAGCAAAAACAAUAUCUCUGUUUACAUGACCCUAAAUCAAAAGAAAUCUGACUCUUCCAGUGCUUCAGUGUGUAGCAUUGAUAGCACAGAUGAUUUGAAAUCUUCCAACUCUGAGUGUAGUUCUUCUGAAAGCUUUGAUUUUCCUCCAGGCAGUAUGCAUGCACCUUCCACCUCCUCCACUUCCUCCUCUUCAAAGGAAGAGAAAAAGCUCAGUAAUUCCUUGAAAAUGAAAGUCUUUUCCAAAAACGUCUCCAAAUGCGUCACACCAGAUGGCAGGACCAUAUGUAUAGGGGACAUUGUUUGGGCCAAGAUAUAUGGCUUCCCUUGGUGGCCAGCCCGUAUUCUUACUAUAACUGUGAGCCGGAAAGAUAACGGCCUUUUAGUCCGACAGGAGGCCCGUAUUUCAUGGUUUGGGUCUCCAACAACAUCUUUCCUUGCUCUUUCACAACUCUCUCCCUUUUUAGAAAACUUCCAGUCACGCUUUAAUAAGAAGAGAAAGGGCCUGUAUCGCAAGGCUAUCACAGAGGCAGCUAAGGCUGCCAAGCAGCUGACCCCCGAAGUGCGGGCUUUGUUGACACAGUUUGAAACGUGAACAUGGGCAGUAAGGUAGGCAAGACCAUUGGAAGUCACCACAGAUUUUCUAGUCUAGUUAGGAAUAAUUUCUACAAAAUAGCUUGGCCAGAUUGGAGAGAGAAGUUGCACUCGGCUGGCUUUUUAAUACUUACCUUAUAGCCAUUUUUAGACUGAGAGCUUAAACUGAACAUAUAAUCAAAUUUUGUGUUAAGGAAGUGAGAUUUUAGCAGUAUUUUUCAGUUUUGAAGUUCAAAACCAUCCCAAGGCAUAGGAGCCAUAGCCUCAACUGAAAUUGAAUUUUUGUAGGGACUGUUAAUUGCCAUUUGUACCUAAUACUGUAUAUAUACAUAUAUAUACAUAUAUAUACACGUAUAUAUAUAUAUAUGAAAUAUAGCCUGUCACUGUGUGACACAGGUUGCAUAUUUGGAAUUGCAAUAAGGGCUUGGUGAGCUGGGGGAAUAGUGUGGCUAUUUAAUGACUACUUGUUUUUUAAAUAAUGAACACUUAGCCUUUCUAUGCGCAUAAUGGUGUAAAAGUUAGAUGGUUAGGUGUUUGACAAACAGAUGCUUGCUGUUCAGUUACAGACUGGGGAAAUAGCCCAGUGUUUGGGAUUAAAACUGUCAAGACUGGAUAGGUGUUAGUCAUCACUGUCUUUCGUCCAGUGGGGAUUUAAUAAAUACUUUCAAGCUUCUGGUUUGGGAGUUUAGAUAGGUUUGAUUUUGGAUUUGUAAAUAGUGAUUGCUAAAUUUGGUCAGAUUUCUCCUGACUGGCUGUUCCUAAAUUCUUAGGAUAUGUCCCAGUAAAAUUAUACUUUGUGAAUUAAUUGUCAUAUGUGUAAUUGUUGCAUUUUGGAUGUACCUAAUUUGAUAAUUAAAACAAAAUAAUUUCCGUUUAAGGUAUCUGUUUGCAGGUCAGAAAAUGAGAAAAUGUAAUUGUGUAAUGCUCUGAAAUGUAAAAAAAAAAAAAAAAAACCAAAAAAAAAACUGUAAAUAAAAUCAACUAAAUCCAAAUUAUUUGUGUGUGUUUCUCAAAAAGCUUUGAAAAAUUUCAAGAUGGUAGAAAAUUAUUCUUUGUAAGAGUGUUUAGAAGAGAUGAAAAAUCAAACUUUUAUUUUGCUAUUUGCCCUAUCAGGGAAUAUAUUAUCUGAGAUAAGGAAACUUCAAAUAAUGAGAGAUGAAUCAGUAUAUUCUCAAAAUAAGAUUUUGUAGUAUAGAGGUUUGAUAAUGCUUUUAGAUUUGAUACCCCCUUCCUGGCAAUUUCUCAUAAAUGUGUGAAUUUUAAUUUUUAGCCUUAAUAUUUCAUCACAUGCUUCCUUUUUUUACAUUUGGGUAAUUACAACCGGUCUCUUCUGUUUGGUUUUCUGCCUCAUGUAUCACUGCUUUUGGGGCUAGUAACUUAGCUUACUAUUUUUCUACAUGGUCCAUCUGUCCCUAAGAUUUGAUUUAUUUUCCAUUUUUAGCUUUGUAUUAGUAGUGAGAAAUAUAUCUGAUUGGCUGUGGAGGCAAGUUUAUCUCAAGAUUUUUAAAGUUGCUUUCAUACUUUUUGUGUCUUAACUUUUGGAUAUCUAAUUUCAAUAGUUUUAGAAAUUUAAAAUUUAGCAGUUUUUUGUGGAUUUCUAAAUCCAAUUUGAAGUAGUUAUUAUGGAACUCAUAAUGAAAAGAUUAAUGGAGAUUGAAAAUCAAUAGUCUUGUCAGCUUUCUUAAGGUUAUUGACUGAUUGCGAAUUUCUGCAAAAGCAAGUAGAAUUUCUUCUGGGGAACUCACUCAAUGCUUUUUGAUUAUAAUAAACACACAUUUUAAAAACAGAUGUUUCACUUGAGUAGAACAUAUUCUUUCCUGCAAACAGAAACAACUAUACUUAAAAAAAAUUCUUUGAAAUUCACAGUGUGGUUGAGAAGUUAAAAGGAACUAUCCUAAAAGAUUUUCCAAGUAUUUGUUUCAGAUUAAUGAACUUGUUCAUUCAGGUGUUUUUAAAAGUUUGAAAUCUAAAGUUCAGAAAGACUUAAAAGUCACCAAAAUAUGUAAUUCCAAGGCUUUGUGUAAUGAUCCGGGUGAGUUUUAUCUUAACAGUAGUUUGAAGUGGACAUUACUAAUAUGGUCAAGUGCUUGGUAAAUGUGCUCUUGUGGCAUAAACCAAAUUGGAUUUGUUUCAGAAGCCAUGGGGAAAGAGAAGAAAACAAAUCAUGAUUGUUGAAUAUAAAAAUAACAAUCAGUUUUGUGGAACACACCUUUGAGGAAAAGGUUGAGCAUAUCACAAAUGAUAUGCCAAAUGACCCCUUCGUUUUAAACUGGCAGUCUGGCAUAUUUCAUUUGUAGUUUCAGUAGGGAAGCAAGUUUUAAAGAAUCUCUAAUCUUAAAUGUGUAUUCUAAACUCUAAUAGCGGAAUAUUAAAAACUUUUAUUCCAAUGGAAA